AUGCCACGGCUUCGUCCAUCACUGCUGUGGAAAGCAUGUCGAAUAUCUCCGAAUUUGGCGAGGCUUCUCCCGGUAUGCAGAGACAUUCCCUCUGCGCUGAAUGAGCUACGAUGGAUCCGUGAACAUGUCCAAUCUUUACCUGCGCCAAACAACGUCCGGUAUCAUGAUCGACAACAUCGUGACACUCUGGCCAGGCAACUCUGUAUACGCCGAGGCCUUGGCGAGCCUUUACAGUUUUUGCUGGGCACGCAGCCCUUUGGAGACUUGGACAUACUAUGCAGGCCUGGCGUGUUGAUUCCUAGACCAGAAACCGAGGCCUAUACAAUCCACCUGGCAGAUUGCAUCCGCUCAGGAGGAUUGCCCGCCCUAGGAUCUUCUCAUGACAUUAUUGAUCGCGGCGGGCUUCGCAUUCUCGAUAUCUGCACCGGCAGCGGAUGCAUACCUCUCCUGUUGGGGGCUCGUCUGGCUCGACGUGGGCUGGUGAGCGAGGUCCGUGGCGUCGACAUCUCACCCAAGGCCCUACGCCUAUCCCGAGAUAACACCACCCGCAACAGGGAACUCCUGCGAAAUUGCGAGCCGAAGUUCCAGAAGCUGGACCUGUUUGCCACCGAAGAUGCUUACACUGCAAGCAGCCUCGCUGAGGACGGCAGCUGGGACGUGGUGACUUGCAACCCGCCGUACAUAUCCGACGCUGGCUUUGCGCGCGACACGACCAGAUCCGUGAGGAACUUUGAGCCAAAGAACGCCAACGUCCCCGAGGAGCGGGACCUCGGCGGCUUGUACGACGCGGUCAGGCCCGAGGACGUCUUCUAUGCGCGGGUUCUGGACAUGUGUCGAGAGUAUCUGCGACCUCGGGUGGUUUUCUUCGAGGUUGGCGACUUGGAACAGGCGAAAAGGGUCGCUACCAUGGCUUUACAGGAUCAUGUCCAGGUUGAGAUCUGGCGUGACCUGCCUGAUGUUAUCCCCGAUAGUGAUGACGAUGGAUUGGCUAGUAUGAGCAUUGAUGGGGUGACCGUGGCCAUCAAGGGGAGUGGUCAUGGUAGAGGUGUGCUGAUCCAGUAUCCUGGUGAAGCUGGCCGACAAAGACAUAGCUGA
Molecule: messenger RNA, 1095 nt
Organism: Pyricularia grisea
Lineage: Eukaryota; Fungi; Ascomycota; Sordariomycetes; Magnaporthales; Pyriculariaceae
Exons: 2
Coding region: 1-1095 (364 amino acids)
Cellular component (GO): mitochondrion
Molecular function (GO): methyltransferase activity
Source: RefSeq, a predicted model, not a curated record